UCAAAAUGGCUGCGCCCGCAGUGUCACGGACGUUACAUUUUCUGAAAUUGAUUUAAUUGCUCCUCUUCCUCGGCGUGUAUUAACGUUUUUGUUAUUAUUUCCACUCAUAUUCUACGACAUGAGCUUAGCAAGAAUGUGCGGAGCACUAUGGCCGUCCAGGCUGAUUACUCUUCAGCUAAAAGACGCCUUGUCGCAAGGUUGGUCAAAGUUUCAAACCAGCGGUUUGGGGAGGAGGUGUUUUGUGGCGACACCCAAACAGCUGACGUCACGCCACGGCUCCACGCAACCCUCUAGAGACGUCAUCCUGUUCGAACACGACAGGACAGGCUUCUUCCGCCUCUUGUCUCUUUUCUGCGGCGGUCAGUGCAUCUUCUGGACGUAUCUGGCCCACUUCGCAUACACCGGGCUGAGAGACACAGGGGCUACUCGAGAACAGGGGGGAAGAAAAGCCCCCACCAGCACCGCUUUGGCUGGGGUGUGGAGUUUUGAAAUGAACCUGGGGUCCCGCACCUGGAAGUACGGCUUCACGCUGGGAUGUAUGACUAUUGGAGCAGGUAUUUUAGGAUUGGGGAUUCUGUUUUGUCGGCGCUCUGUCAGCCAGGUGGUUUUACACCAAGGUGGGAGGAUGGUGACUGUUUCCACGCAAUCGCCUCUGGGAAUGGGCCGUGGCCGAAAAAUAACAGUGCCCUUGUCCCAGGUCGCCUGCCAUGCUCACAGACAGGAGUCUCCCUCAUUCAUCCCCCUCAAAAUCAAAGGACACAAGUUCUACUUUCUUUUGGACAAAGAUGGCACUUUGAACAAUGCUAAACUGUUUGACAUAACUGUUGGGGCAUAUCGGCCUGUUUAACUUGACUUUGUUUCCCAAUGUGGGGUAAAAACUCCUGAUUGUGUGACAAUUUACUAAUAAACACAAUUUGCUACAA
This is a messenger RNA of Doryrhamphus excisus (bluestripe pipefish), 923 nucleotides long. RefSeq names its product transmembrane protein 223 (gene tmem223). Gene Ontology annotation, cellular component: mitochondrion. Gene Ontology annotation, biological process: nervous system development. Lineage: Eukaryota; Metazoa; Chordata; Actinopteri; Syngnathiformes; Syngnathidae. The record is from RefSeq and is a predicted model, not a curated record.